Penicillium antarcticum is the source of this 1374-nucleotide messenger RNA. RefSeq names its product tRNA-dihydrouridine(20) synthase (NAD(+)). Gene Ontology annotation, molecular function: tRNA dihydrouridine synthase activity; flavin adenine dinucleotide binding. Bases 1 to 1374 code for a protein of 457 amino acids. Gene Ontology annotation, cellular component: cytoplasm. Gene Ontology annotation, biological process: tRNA dihydrouridine synthesis. Lineage: Eukaryota; Fungi; Ascomycota; Eurotiomycetes; Eurotiales; Aspergillaceae. The transcript has a single exon. The record is from RefSeq and is a predicted model, not a curated record.
AUGACCAACGCAAUGUCCCCGGCUACAGUGGCCCGCGUGCCCAUUCCUGCCAACGGCGUCGACUACCGCAACAAGAUCGUGCUAGCACCAAUGGUGCGCUCCGGCGAACUCCCCUCGCGCCUCCUGGCCCUGAAAUACGGCGCAGACCUAGUCUGGGGUCCCGAAACAAUCGAUCGCUCUCUGAUCGGCGCAGAGCGACGCAUCAACCCACGCAACGGCACAGUCGAAUUCACGCGCAUGCCCUCAAACGGCGGCCGCCCAGACAAACCAACCAAGGCCUCAAUCAUUUAUCGCAUUGACCGGGCCCGCGAAUCCAGCCGUCUAAUCUUCCAAAUGGGAACUGCAAACCCAGACCUAGCCGUGAAAGCCGCUCGCGUCGUGGCAGCCGAUGUAGAUGGUAUCGACGUCAACUCAGGCUGUCCCAAACCAUUCAGCACAUCCGGCGGCAUGGGCGCAGCCCUCCUCCGCACACCCGACCUCCUCGUCUCGAUCCUCGAAGCCCUCGUGAAAGAAGUUGGCGAGCCCUUCAAAAUCGGCAUCUCUGUUAAGAUCCGCAUCCUCUCCGAACCGGAUGAAACUCGCGCUCUUGUCUCCCGUCUCGUUAGAACUGGUAUCACUGGUUUGACUGUCCAUUGCCGCACAACGCCAAUGCGACCCCGUGAACGCGCAAUUCGCGAUCAACUCCGCAUGGUAAGGGAAAUCUGUCACGAAGCUGGUGUGGCAUGUGUCAUGAACGGCGAUGUCACGUCGCGCGAUCAAGGACUCGCAUUGAUGAGCGAGUAUGGCGUUGACGGGGCUAUGAUUGCCACAUCUGCCGAGACGAAUUCUUCCUGUUUCCGUGCUGAAGCGGAUGGCGGUGCUGCGGACUGGAAGGAGGUUGUCUAUGAAUAUCUCAAGCUCUGUUUGGAGGUUGAGAACCGACUAGGCAAUACGAAGUAUCUCAUGAAUAUGUUGAUCCCCGGCAAGAACAAGGAGUUCAAGGAGGCUAAGCAGUGCAAGACUUAUCUUGAUAUCUGCCGCAGCCUCAGUUUCGAUGAUCUCGUCCCCGCCGCUAUGCGUGUUGAUGAGAUCUUGGAUCUCUCACAGAAGUGGGAGUCUGUUCCUGCUUCUGCCCCUGCUUCUGCGCAUUCGGCUGAGACUGCUGAGGGCAAAUCGAAGGCUGUGCAGCACGCUAUGGAGUCCGAGGCUGCUCGUGCCGCUGGUGGUGGUGCUGCGAGGACUAAGGCUGCUCCCGCUGUGCACAAUGGCUGUGGUCCUAUUCGGAGGACUUCUCAGCCUGAGCAGAAGGUCAAGGUUGAUGAGCAGCCCGCGGUUGAUGUAACUGUUUCUCUCGUGGAGACUCAGACGCAGACUCAGCCUCAGGCGGCCGCUUAA